Messenger RNA from Passer domesticus (house sparrow), 4328 nucleotides. RefSeq names its product T-cell surface glycoprotein CD8 alpha chain-like. The transcript has 4 exons. The record is from RefSeq and is a predicted model, not a curated record. Gene Ontology annotation, biological process: cell surface receptor signaling pathway; T cell mediated immunity; cytotoxic T cell differentiation. Lineage: Eukaryota; Metazoa; Chordata; Aves; Passeriformes; Passeridae. Gene Ontology annotation, cellular component: external side of plasma membrane. Bases 1823 to 2464 code for a protein of 213 amino acids.
GACCCCACACCCACAGCCUCUUCCAACAGAUGAAGAAAUACAAGCAGGAUCUGUUUGCUCUGGGAAUUUUUAUUUGUUUCAGAGGGGUUGUUUGUUAUUUCAGAACACACCUGAUCACUUCUAAGCCCAGUGCCAAACACGGGAGGCUCUGGGAUGGCUCCUGCCUCCCUCAACACAUCUGCACACUGAUCCUGCAUCCCACACUCUGCAGGGCACAGCUCACACAGCACCAGUGACCCUCACACACCCCAGCAGCAGCUUUCCCCACACCAACACAUUUUGAUGCCCAGUGAUAUAAACACAGUUCCUAAACCACUUUCCAUAACUCAGCUGUCGGUAGCAGCACAAACAGCAGAACCUGUGUUCUGACAGAGCCAGGAAUCAAGAGGCUUCUUGGCAAAGGGUUAGUAAAAAAGGGAAGAAAUUAAACAAAAAAAUCCAACAGAGAAAGAUAAUCAACAGGAAAGCCUGUGUGUGCAAAGCUCCAGGAAAUAUCAGCCAGUACCAGUGGUGACCCAGAGGCAGCAGCAAGAGCCACUUGAGCACACAGUGGGCUUGGGGCAGGACGGAAGGAAGCCAUGGUGAGACAAAAGAACCACAAGCAGAUAAAACAAAAGAAGAAGCACAUCACAAAUUCUGGACUAUAAACUAAUUUCUUCAGAAAUCCUUUUUUCCUCAACGUUUUGUCACAGAGGCCAAGCAUUGUCACUUUACCCAAGAGGGUCCUGAUGACAUCACAUCCCCCCCAAAGAGUGGCACAGCCUCCCAAGCCAAGUGACAAAGAUCAUCUCAGCUGUGCUGCACUGUCCCCAAGGACAGACACUCCAAGAGAAGAUGGCUGGGUCAUCUCAUGCUCUGAGUAGCAGCCCCAACAGCAACUGCAUCAAACUCAGCAGCACCUGGCUUCUGACAGACAAGGAAAAACAGAGCUUCUUUGCAGAGGUGUAAUUAAAAAAAAAACCAAACUCACACAGAAAAGCAAUUAACAAGAAAGUCCAGAAGAAAGAACUCAAUCAAACACCAGCCCACCCCCUUGCACUUGGCUGAAAUGAUUCUUUCUAUGCAUGCAAAGGGCCAGGAAGCAUCACCCAUCCCCAUGUGCAAGUGGUCACCUGGUGGCAGCAGCAAGAGCCCUCUCUGGUGAACCAUAAAAGGGUUUUGAAGAGCAUAAGACCCUGUGGUUAAAGAAGAGAACCACGAGUUUUAAAAACAAAGAAAAGGAAAAACACUCCCUAGUGCGAGGGGCAGUCUCAACAGGUUCCAGUUCCUAAACCAACUACCUUUCAUGAAAAGGCUUUUGCUGAGCAAUAGCAAAGAAGAACUGAACAACGUGCAAUGACAACAAUAGAGCAGUACCCAUCUGUGUGCCAGAAAUCUGUGCUUGGAGAUAGACAACACACAUGGAUCUACACCAGGAACACCUGUGUCACUGUGGGCUCUGCCAUGCACACGGGGCUGCAUGAAUGUGCUCAAGAGGAGGCAGGAUCCCCAGGAAAAGCAUUCUAGGGUCUGCACCAAAGCAUGGGGCUGUUCUGUCUCCUGCACAGAAGCUGUGGGAAGGGAACAGCAGGCUGUGGUGGCUGAUCCCACCUCAGCCAUGAGCAUCACUCUGGAUCUCUAGCAAAGUCAUCCAGAAAAAAUCUUCUAAGAAACGAUGAGGAUAAAGGGACCCAGAUUCGGAACUUGAACUGAAUUCAUCCUGGUGUUAGGGUCCUGAUGACAUCACAUCCUCCCAAAAGAGUGACACAGCCUCCCAAGCCAAGUGAGAAAAACCAUCUCAGUUGCCCUGCACCAGCCCUGAGCACAGACACGCCAGGAGAAGAUGGACACGGCUCCUGCCCUGCUCCUGCUGCUCACUCUGGGAUUCUGCUGCCCUGGGAUUUAUGGCCAGUCACUGCAGAUAAAGCUCAGGUAUCCCAAGGACAUCACCCAGCUCCGCGUGGGACAGAAGCUGGAGCUGGAGUGUCACACUGACAAGAGCCAUGGGGCAUCCUGGAUCCACCAGGACAGGAGUGGGACCCUUCACUUCAUUGUCUUCAUCAAUGCCUUGUCCCGGGCCACAUUUGGGGAGAAUCGGAGAACAUCACCACGCUUUGAGGCGAGCAAAGGCAGCACAAUCUAUCGGUUGGCAGUGAAAUCUUUCACACCACAGGACGAGGGGAGCUAUUUCUGCGUGAUGAAUUUCAACCAAAUGCUGCACUUCAGCUCUGGCCUGCGUGCCUUCCUUCCAGCCACCACCAUAGUGGCACCCAGCACACCAGGACCCACCAUCCAGUGUGACACCACUGAAAUGGACUCCGACCUGAAGACACCAGAUCCAGACAGCAGAGUGCACAAAGACCUGGAUUCCUUCUGUCUUGUCUUCCUCUGGCUCCCCUUGGCAGGCCUCUGUCUCCUGCUCCUCCAGCUCCUGGCCACCACCAUCGUGCUGCGUCAACUUAAGGUUGCAUCUCGCCCCCUCUAGGUGCACCCCUGGCCUGAAACCACAGCCCUGCCCCUGAGAAUGUGCUGGCUGCUUUGGGAGGCAUGGGAAAACCAGGACACAGGGCAGGAGAAGGAUCCCUGUUUCAGUCACUGCCUGGACAUCUUCCAACAAAUCAUCCUGACACUUCCUGAGUGCCUGUCCCAUCCCACUCCAAGUCUUUCCGAUGAUUUUGUACAGAGGAGGUGCAAUGAUCUGAUUGCAGCAUCAGGGGUUCUUUCCCAACAAAAGGCCAUGUGUUUUGCAUGGGAAGCAUUGCCUUGAAAAUAUUUUUCUCUAUUCAAUGUAAUCGAAUGUGACAUGUGACACACACCAAAAUUAAAUGUAUGAACAUUGAACAGAAAGCUGUUCAGAAAACUGAGCAAAAGCAUUCUUCUGCAUUGCAAUCCCUGUAAACUUUGUUAGUCUUCCAAAUUAAAUUGCUACGUCCUGACCCAGAGAUUAAUUAUUUAUUGUCUGUUCUACUGCUUGGGAGCCUACAGGGGACAGUCCUGCAGGGAGAAACAGGACAUGAGUAUUUAAAUUCAAAAAAGCAUUUCAGUAAGACAAACACAUGUACAACAAUGUCCUUGCUACUGCACGGAAUGCUAACAUAGGAUAAACAGAGAAAAAUAAAACCCCAAGCAAUAAAAAAUAUAUAUUUGGGCAUUAAUACCUGACAUUACUAAUAGCAAUGCUCCACCAUGCAGUGCUGCACCAAGACCCCAGUCCUGAAGCAAUAUUGAUCCAGGCAAGAUUGAUGCAGUGAAGAACUGGGAGUAGGAAAUCUUUGGGUUUGGGUUUUUUUGUCAUUUCGUCAGGUUUGCUUGUUGGUGCUUUUUCUGCAGUCUUGCAUUUGCACAGGAAAUCAACCUCUAAUAAAAAAUUACAAUGCUGACAGUGGUAAUUACCCCCUGAACACAGCUCCAAAUCCACUGCACAGUGAAAUCUUCUCAUUUUUGACCUCCAGUAGCACUGUAACAGAUAUCAUGAGUUAGCAUAAGCCUGUCAGGGAAGGGAGUUGAAAAGCAAAUCCAGCUCUCCACCUGUGGAUUUUCAGUGAGGUCCUACAUGUUUGUGGACUGUUGUCCAUCCCAAAAUACCCAGGGGGUAAAACUUGUCCUUCUGUCUCUUACACAAGAUUUUCUAUCACUGAGACCCUUAAAUUUUAGUAUGUUUUACAAAUACACCCAAUACACUGCACUGAACUGCUCUGACUCCACCUUGGCUGCAAAAGCAGCACAAUCCUCUCUGCAGCUGAGAGGAGCAGAACAGCUUGGGGUGAGCACCAAAACAAACCCUUUUGUAGUCACUGCCCCAAAUUCUCACUGAAUCCCCCAAAAAUGACCGACUUUACCACAGAAGCCUCCAGCAGAGGCAGUGACCCAGCACAGCUCUCCAAAGCAACACUGACUUUCCUUUGCCAGCUCUUCCUCCCACACAGUCCCUUGAUCAGUUCCAGCUCAGCUGCACCCAGCACUGCAGCCUGCAUUUAAAAGAGCCUGUAAAGUUUUCCACCAACAGGUAGAGCUGAGGAGCAAUAUUCACUAUAAUCCACUUACAAUCUGGAUUUUCUUUAGAAGACUUUGCACCCCUACUAAAAAGGUAUCUCAGUAGAAGGCAAAACCAAAACAUCUUUUGCACUAGAACGCUAAGAAGCAAUUGCAAAUAUCAGUGCAGCAGUGAGAAGGGAAAGUUCCAAGAGCAACUCCAGCCCUGCAUGCACACACCUCUAGCAAAUCAUGCAAGUUCAGGGCAAAGUGGCAGGUUUGUGGUUGAGUGGCAGUGUCUGGCAAGCAGCCUGGACUGCUGCUUGCACUAAUACAAAGAGGAGGACAGGCUGAGCUGGAGUGCAGAGGUGCAGCUC